UUUUGCGCUUUUAUUAUACAAUAAUUCUCAUUCUCAAUGAAAAACCCAACUCAACUCAAACUCAGCUGAAUCUAUUGAUAUAAUUCUCCUGAAGUAAAAACCUUACAAGCAUGGAAUAAACCAAAGGUUGUUCCUUUUGGUUCUUGCCCAGAAACCCCGUAUGGUGUGAUUAAGUGAUCAUGUACUAGAAAGAAAAAAUAGGGUGAAAAGGAAAUCUUGGAGAAGAAAAAUGAGCGUUUCAUUGACUGUAAUGACCUUCAAUCUUCUUGAGGAUCAGCCACCUGAAAGUCCCAAUUCAUGGGAUAAGAGAAGGGAUUUGUGUUUAAGAGUGAUCACUAGUUAUUACCCAAUGAUUCUUUGCACCCAACAAGGAGUGAAGUCUCAGUUGGAUUAUCUACAACAAGGCUUGCCAGGUUAUGAUCAGUUUGGAGUAUCUAGAAAAGGACCAGAGGACACUUCAGAUGAAUACUGCACAAUCUUCUAUGACAAAGAAAAGGUGGAGCUUUUAGAAGGUGGAACGUUUUGGUUAUCUGAAUCACCCUCUGUCCCUGGAAGCAUGUCAUGGGGGUCAACAGUUCCCUGCAUUGCAACGUGGGCGACAUUCCAACUAAAAGGAGUUGAGCCACCUGGGUUUUCAUUCGAGAUAGUAAAUACAAACAUGGAUGAAUUUAGUCCACGUGCUCGCAGACGUAGUGCUUUACUUACCUGGCAGCACAUUGCAUCCUUGCCUCCUAGCUUGCCAGUUGUGUAUUGUGGAGGGUUUAACACACAAAAGGAGUCAACUACUGGACGGUUUCUUCUUGGGAGGUCAAGAGAACAUGGUGUAGUUGGAGAUUUGAGAGAUGCAUGGCCGAAUGCACGGGUGAGGAAAAAUAUUUCUCUUAUUCGCACUUAUCAUGGGUUUAAAGGUGACAAGCAAGGAGCUGUUGAAUUUCUCAAGUUGAUUUUUAGAGCUCUCUGCCUUUGCUGGGAUCGUCAAACGCAAGAUCUGCACAUAGAUUGGAUUCUUUUCAGAGGUAGAUCUCUGAUUCCCGUUUCAUGCGAAGUAGUCAAUGACAACUCCGAAGGUUCUUAUCCCUCCUCCCAUUUUCCUUUGUUUGCUGAGUUUAUGCUUCCUCGUACCGUGAGAAUGCUCGAACCACCCACACAAGAGGAAACCUGAAAAUCCAAUUGUUUUGGAGCUGAGCUCUUCCUAUGGCCAAUUGGUCAUCCUUCCAUCUCUUUAUCAUCAUCCUUAUUAUGAUUAUUAUUUGUUUAGGUUGUUAGUUUAAAAGCAAAGUCAUUUUUUGAGGUUAUAUGAUAAUAUGAUCUUUAUUCUUCAAGUCAUGUUGAUGCUCCUCAGUAAAGAUUGUGGUUGAAGUUGCAUUUUGAAUGGUUGUGUAUCCAUGUGUUGUGAAUCAUAUUUGAAAGAAAUUUUCACACAUUUAUGAAGUUGCACUUUUACAUUUCAA
Molecule: messenger RNA, 1451 nt
Organism: Humulus lupulus (European hop)
Lineage: Eukaryota; Viridiplantae; Streptophyta; Magnoliopsida; Rosales; Cannabaceae
Exons: 7
Coding region: 230-1162 (310 amino acids)
Molecular function (GO): 3'-5'-RNA exonuclease activity
Source: RefSeq, a predicted model, not a curated record